Lucilia cuprina (Australian sheep blowfly) is the source of this 4220-nucleotide messenger RNA. Its product is annotated as transmembrane cell adhesion receptor mua-3-like. NCBI's taxonomy places the organism in Eukaryota, Metazoa, Arthropoda, Insecta, Diptera, Calliphoridae. The coding region runs from base 46 to 4170 and encodes 1374 amino acids. The record is from RefSeq and is a predicted model, not a curated record. Gene Ontology annotation, molecular function: protein binding. The transcript has 22 exons.
AAUAAAGUGAAUUUUCUUAUAGCUUUACAUUAAUACACUUACACCAUGCAAAUAUUUUAUGUAUUUACUUUGGUGUUGGUAGUGUUAGCAUCUUUUUAUCCUUUGUCCAGUGCCCAACAAAGUUGUAACUUAAGCAAUUGUAGUCGUGCAAAUGUUGAAAUAUGUACCACAAAUGGUCGACAGUGUAGACGUUUUUCUAAUGAAUGUUCUUUAGUAAGUGCAAAUUGUAAUGCCACAUUAGCAACAGUAUGGAAUCAAACGGAUACGAUACAAUGCUCAAACUUAAGUGUAAAUGCAACGGGUGCCUGCUCUUGUCCAGCAUUAAGAACUUGUUCAAAUCAAACGACAGCCACAGGAAUUUGUGUACAUCGAGAUGGUCAUACAUGUCGUUUAUUUAGAACAGAAUGUGAUUUGGUUAGAGCUCGUUGUAAUAGAGAAGUUUGGCGCAAUAUUGAUAUCAUGCAAUGUCGUGGUUUUUCAUUCAAUCAGACUAGAACUUGUACUUGCCCUAAAAGUUUAUUAUGUUCUCGAAACGAAACACAACUUUGUGUUGCAACUAGUGCAAACAAUUGCCGCUUGUAUGGUAAUGAAUGUGAUCUAGAAGGCGAUAGAUGUCAGGGACAAAGAUUAACGGAUGUCAACAAUUUACAUUGUCAAAGAUUUGAAGUGGGUGCUAAUGGUACUUGUACUUGUCCAAAUCUGCUUAAUUGCCAACGAAAUGUCACCGAUAUAUGUGUAAGAAAUGCUGCCAAUCGAUGUCAAUUAAUGACCAGUCAAUGUGAUUUGGAACUUCAAAGAUGUAGAGGAACUUCUUUAAUUAACACUUUGGCUGUACAGUGUCGCAACAUAAGAUCUGGCGAGACGGGUGAUUGUGCUUGUCCCUCUUUGGUAACCUGUUCUGCAAAUCGUACAAAUAUUUGUGUACGCACCAGAGUAGGCUGCCGUAUUAAGACAAAUGAAUGUGAAUUGGAACGUUCUAGGUGUUUGGGAGAAGUGGUCACCCCUAUUGCCCAAAUACAAUGUAGAAAUCUUACACCCGGUGCUGGUGGACCUUGUGCUUGUCCGCGUUUGGAAACUUGCAGUCGUAAUGUUACCAAUAUUUGUAUAAGAUCAGAAAGUGGAUGCAUGUUAUUAAGCAGUGAAUGUGAUUUGGAACAGGCACGUUGUGAGGGAAGAAAUUUUACGAUUGUUGAUGCUAUUCAGUGUGCUAACUUUACCGCAAAUCAACUGAGAAAUUGCUCUUGUCCCAAUAUGGGAAUUUGCUCUGCCAACUCGCCUAAUUUGUGUGUUACCCUGUCUUCUUCGCAAUGUCGACUUAUGCCAAAUCGAUGUGAAUUGGAAAAGGCCAGAUGUCAAGGAGAAGCUCUUAACAUCACUAGUCCCUUACAAUGUCGGGGCUUACGGCUAAACGUCACAAGUAACUGUUUCUGUCCACGUCUUACAAGCUGUUCCAGAAACACCACCAACAUAUGUGUACGGGAGAAUAGUAAUGCUUGUACUCUAAUGAGAAACGAGUGUGAAUUAGAAGAAGCGAUAUGUGAAGGCAGAGACAUAACAAGAGUAGAUAAUAUACAUUGUAGAAACUUAACGUCUAACGUCAGAGGUACAUGCUAUUGUCCCAAUUUGGCAACAUGUAAUCGUAAUUCGCCAAGUAUUUGUGUCAUAAACGCAACACAAUGUCUUCUGAUAAGAAACGAAUGUGAAUUGGAACAAGCUAAAUGUGAAGGAAAUAAUCUCAUAACAACACACGCGGCUCAGUGUUUAAAUUUUGGAAUAAAUCAACAAAGCAACUGCAGCUGUCCCAAUUUAUUAACGUGUUCCCAGAACUCCACUCGCAUAUGUAUAAGAACACGUGCUGGCUGUAAGCUUUUAGCAACACAAUGUGAAUUAGAGGAAGCCAGAUGUAGAGGAGAAGCCUUAAGAACUAUGGAUCCCAUUUACUGUCAGGGUUUUCGAAAUCAAGAAGAGCGUGAAUGUUUCUGUUCCAAUUUGGAAACAUGCUCACGCAAUACCACUAAUAUAUGUGUAAGAAAUUCCGCAACGAAUUGUACUUUAUUAAGGAAUGCUUGUGAUUUGGAAGAGGCUAGAUGUCGGGGUCAAGCUCUUACAAUUGUACAGAAUUUGCAAUGCCGAAAUUUUACCUCUAAUACUUCCCGCACAUGUAUGUGCCCCAAUUUAUUUAACUGUUCCACAAAUGCCACUAGUAUUUGUGUAAAACUUAGAGCAGGUUGUAAAUUGUUAAGAAAUCAAUGUGAAUUGGAAAAUGAAAGAUGUCAAGGACCUGUUCAAACUAUGUCACCUUUACACUGUUUGGGUUUUACAAUUGGCCAAACACGCCAGUGUUCUUGUCCGCAAUUGAAGACCUGCUCUCGUUCUGAUGCCAAUAUUUGUGUAAAAACUAGCACAGGUUGUAGAAUAAUGAGAAAUGAAUGUGAAUUGGAACAAUUGAGAUGUAUGGGUCAAGAUCUUAGAGUUUUACCAGCUAUACAGUGUAAACGUUUGCAGGCGGGCACAGAGGGUCCUUGUGCAUGUAAUAACUGGUUAAAUUGUGAACGAAAUUCAAGUAGUGUUUGCAUAAAUACGCGUCUAGGUUGUAGAUUGCUGCAAAAUCAAUGUGAUUUAGAAGAGAGGAGAUGUCGUGGAGAAGUAUUCAAUGUCACCACCACAUUGCAGUGCCAAGGUUUCUUACCGGGUCAAUUAAGAAAUUGUGCUUGUCCCGAUCUGAAAACAUGUUCGCGCAAUAACUCCACCAUGACCUGUGUUCGAAAUCAGAGUAAAUGUAAACUUAUGGCAAAUUCUUGUGAUUUGGAAAUGGCAAAAUGUAGAGGAGAAAGAUGGUGCACAGCAGAUUUGGAAGAAUGUAAAAAUUUCACUAUAGGACAACAGGCUACAUGUAGCUGUCCUCGCUUACAGACCUGUUCUCGUGAAAAUACAACCAAUGUUUGUGUAAACUUAAGAGGAGCCUGCAGGUUAAUGAGAAACCAAUGUGAACUGGAAAAGGCCAGAUGUAAGGGACAAGCCUGGAGACCUACCGACUCUAUACAGUGUCAAAAUUAUAGACCUAAUGAAUGGCGUUGGUGUGCCUGUCCCCGUUUGCUUAAUUGUUGCAAUCGUUUACUACCGUUUUGUGUCAAAGGACCUAAUGGUUGUAAAAUAAUGGGUACAGAUUGCGAAUUGCAAAUGGCCAGAUGUAGGGGAGAAGUUUGGUCUAGGACCGAUGAUCUACAGUGCAAAGGUUUAGAAUUGGGUCAGCGUGCUCAAACAUGUCGUUGUCCCAAAUUGGAAACUUGCCAACAAACAUCUAUAACAAACACAUCCACACAAGUUUGUGUAAGAAAUAUUAAGGGUUGUAAACUCUUACGCAACGAUUGUGAAUUAGAACGAUCUCUUUGUAGUGGUGAAGUUUGGCAACCUGUUGAUAAUUUGCAAUGCCUCAACUUUCCUCUACACUCUACAAGAUCCUGCCGUUGUCCUGCUUUAGAUACUUGCUCCAAUACUACAAGGGUUUGUGCAAAAACAUUGCAGAAUCAAUGUUAUAAUUUCAGAUCAGAAUGUGAUUUGAGGUGGGCUGAGUGUGAGGGCAAACAAUUAUCCCUCACUGUACCUCAAAGAUGUGACGGCAUACGAUUAGAUGAUUACGAUGAAUGCAAAUGUCCAGAGAGUCUUAACUGCAAUCGCAGACAGCGUGUGUGUGCACGCAGGGGUACACAAUGUCGACUUUUUAGGAGUGAUUGUGAUUUUAGAACAUCUUCCUGUCGAGAUGAAACUUGGCGUCGCACCUCCCUAGGUAAUUGUUGUGAUUUUCAAGUCAAUGACGUUAAAAAUUGUACUACAGCCUUAAAUUCGGCUAUUUGUGGUGAAGCCUCACAUAAUCGAUGUCGUUUAUUUGCAUCAAGAUGUGAUUUUAAUAGAGAAAAUUCUAAAAGUAAUAAUGAAUGGUCCUUAGUUGAACGUUCCAAUUGUAGAUGUUUACGUAGUGGUCGCACUGGUAGGUGUACUAGACGCUUUGUCUGUAAACCACCCACUCCACGUACACGUAGAGUUUGUGGUCGUCAUGGCUUGACUUACCAGAUGUUUGAGUCUCAGUGUCAUUUAAGGUUACACAAUUAUCAAAGAUGUACCAAUUUUAGACCGGUUCGUGCCAGGCUUUGUCGCAGAAAUGAUCACUAAUUUUAUUAUGUUGAAUAAAAAAUUUAAAAACAAAUAAAGUCGAACUAUAU